AUGCCCGCAAUGCUGGAUGACCCGGCCUCCCCGCCCAUCUAUAGGCAGUCGGGACCCCAGCCAUUUCCCGCACCGAACAGUCCUUUGCCCGAGCAGAUCAAGCCGCGAUCCUUAAUUCUGCGCGACCGUACGACCAAGGCAUCUCUUAUUCCUUUCUCUUCGUAUGACCAGGUUCCUCUUUCUCUCUUGUCGUAUUUGUGCCAACAGCUCAAUCGUGAGAUCGAGAAGGGUGAUACAUACCCAAUGAUGGAACUGUUCACCGAAGAGAAGUUUGGUCCGUACUGGUUCCAGAAUUUCGGUGCCGUUAUGCUGCUCGGGGAAGUCCAGAGCCAGGACGAGGUGCGUCAAAUGGCUGCCGAUGGCGCCAAUUGGGAGAAGACGUGUCUCGGGAGCUUCUAUGUGAAGCCAAACUACCCUGGUAGAUCCAGCCAUAUCUGUAACGGGGGUUUCCUCGUAACGGAUGCUGCUCGCAACAGGGGCGUUGGCCGACUCAUGGGAGAGAACUACCUCGAAUGGGCGCCCAAGCUGGGUUACACUUAUUCGGUCUUCAACCUCGUCUACGAGACCAAUGUUGCGUCCUGUCGCAUUUGGGACGCUCUUGGUUUUAAGCGUAUAGGACGAGUCCCGGCUUGCGGCAACUUGAGAUCGAGCCCGGAACUUGUGGACGCCAUCAUCUACGGCAGACACCUUGGCUAUUCUCCCGAAGAGGCCGAUGCCGAAGAGCGCUUUGAGAAGAUCAAGUAUUACCUCAAAACCGGCGAAUAUCCCGGCGACGCUGAUCGUGCCGAAAAGUCCAGACUCCGCAGCGCAGCAGCCCACUACACUCUAGCGAAGAGCGACGAUAACGGUGUUGAGAAGCUAAUGAUGGGAAAGAAGGAGGUCGUCAUCAGUCCCAAAGAACAGUACCGUCUUGCUCGAACGUAUCAUAGGGAAAGGCAUUUUGGCAUCAACAAGACCACUUCGGUGAUUAGUGAGAAGUACCACUGGCCGCGCAUCAAGCUCACUGUGACGGAAGUGAUCAACAACUGCGACGAAUGUCAGGAGAAGGACCGCAAGAAAAGGCGCUCCUCUGAAAAAGCAGAACGACCUAGGGCCAACCUCAGCAAGGCAGCCUCGCUUGGUGCAGAGGAGGCCGUUGAGGACCUGCCCAGCCCCGGUGACACGCAACCUAAUGUCAUUGAUGGCGGAGAGCAUGUUCCUCCGGGCGUAGAUGCCAUGAUGGUCGACCCUCAGAUCAUGAACAGGGAAGGGCUGGCCAACGAGCAUGAGGAACGACUGCGGGAGAGUCUGCUCAGUGCGGGGUACGGGCGCGCACAUGCAACGUAA
Aplosporella prunicola CBS 121167 is the source of this 1326-nucleotide messenger RNA. RefSeq lists its product as uncharacterized. The transcript has 2 exons. Bases 1 to 1326 code for a protein of 441 amino acids. Gene Ontology annotation, molecular function: acyltransferase activity, transferring groups other than amino-acyl groups. Lineage: Eukaryota; Fungi; Ascomycota; Dothideomycetes; Botryosphaeriales; Aplosporellaceae. The record is from RefSeq and is a predicted model, not a curated record.